CAGGAAAAUAAAAUGAAAAGUGACUUUCUUUUUCACCAAGACCCGUAAUCUCUGCUGAUAAAAUUUCAAAAGCAGUUUCCACCUUUUCCCUAUAUCUUUUGUGUUUGUUUUUUCAAACUUUACUUAUAUUUAAUAGAAAUACCGAUUGCCUUACAAAAAAUUACUGUCUGCAUUUUAAAUUUGUUUUUGUUAGUUCGUGAUCUUUAUUUGAGAUCAGCAACAAAGAUGAUUGUUUCCACCACGAACGGCUAUAGGCUAUUAUUGCUAUUGUGGUUGUUGGAUUCAUUCACCAUCACUGCACUUUUAAGUUGAUUAGCUAAUGUUUUGAUAAACUUGACAACCUAAAAUUACAUAUUAGAGAUAGAUUUUAUACUUAUCACAUAACACACGCAGUUAAUUAUAAAAAAAAAAUUGUCCUGGAUUACGUUGAUUUAUAGUGAAAAACAAAGAAAAUAAUUUACGAGGAAUAUUUGCAUGCAUUAAGCUUUUUUCACUGUUCCAAAGAACUUAAUUUUUCACCUCAGGCUAACAUCUUUGGGAGCUUAUGAACGAGAACUUCCUUGAUUUUUCAUUUAAAUAAAAAUAAAAAGGAGCCAAGACAUGCGUUAUUAUCCAUAUCAUGGAUGCAUGAACGAAAACAGGAAAGAUAAGGAUGUUGACGUCAAUCAAUGUAUAUAGUACGUAGAUGUAUUAUACAAAUAAACCCAAGCCUACGAAUUGUCGUAUAGCUUAUAUUUAUUUGGCCCACAUUUAUAUCAAGGGUCGACAAAAAGAUACAUUGAGAACUAGAUUUAUAAGUUGUCUAAAUGGCAAUGGUCCAUAUCAAAUAGAUUAAGAAGGAUUAGGAAUAAUAUGUAUUCAACUGAAAAUUUGAUGUGAAUUGUUUUUAGAUGACAAAUCGAUUGUUAUUCAAAUAAGAAGUUUAAAAUUUCAUUUAAAGUUUAGUGUGUUACUGAACUUGACAUUUCAUAAAAUAUUUGAAAUCUACUGUUGUUGAAAAAAAUAAAUCUUGAAUUUUAGAAGUUUUUAGUGAUUUUAUAAUGUUUGGAUGAAAUUUCUUAAUUAGAAAAAUAAAAAUCUAAUUUUAUAACUUUUUUUGUGCUUACAUAUCAACUCUUUAUUAGUCAAUAUGAGAGUACAUGAUUUUGACAAUGCAAGUGAUUCAACCACAUUUAUAAACAGAGAAAUCUAGAAUCACACAUUUGGAUACACAUUUUGAUUCUACGCUAUACAAUAUAAAACUCAGUUAUAAUUCCACCUCAAUAAGUACAAACUCAUCCUACUACCCAUGAUAAGCUGCCUCUUAACCACUUAAUUAGACCAAAGAGACGACAACAAUGAGAACUCACAACGACGGUUUUCGUGGUUAUUUCGUCAUAAAAUAGAGUUUAUGACGAAAUAACUACGAAAGCUAUUUCAUCGUUAAACAUUCUUCGUAACAUAUAUUUCCUCGCUAAUUCGCCGUAAAGUGAAAGGUUUCGUCGUAAAAGCCACGUAAACUAUUUCCUCGUAAAAACUACGUAAACAUUUUCCUCGUAAAGAAUACAUAAAAAAAUUUCUCGUAAAGUAGACGCUUGAUUACGUCGUUCUUUACACGUAAUCUUUACGACGAAUCUCCGUGUCUUUCGUAGUAAAUUCCUCGCUAACAUUUUUUCAAUUUCCUCGCUAAUUAAACGUAAUUUAGCUACGGAUUUGCUUAGAUUCUUUAUUUUAAAAAAAUAAUAUAUAAUCAAAAAUAUUUUUAAAUUUGUUUCAAAAUUAUUAAAAAUGUAAAUAAGAAAUCAUAUGAAAAUAUUUUAUAAAUAUUUAAGUUUCAAAUUUAUAAUACAAUAAAAAGAAGAAAAAAAAAACUAAGGGGCAUGUGCGCCUACCGAGCUAGCAACACCCCCCUCUUUCUGUUGUUCUGCAUCUCCUCGAAGAGGUCUGGACUCCUUCUCUCUACUUCUUCCUCAUCCUCAUGCGUGCUGGGUGGCUCUAGAACGGGAUUUUGUCUCAGCAUCUCUGCCAACAUGGUCUCCAAAUGAGGAUUUCCAGCCGCUAGAAGGUCCAGAAAGCCCUCAACUAACUCAUACGAGCUGUGAAUGCAAACCGCGUCGAGUUCAACUCGGAACGCAGCUGAGUGAUUUCAUCAGCCGUCACUGACCAUAAGACGCUGUUGCCCUUGGGACAUCGUUGACAAAACCAAUCCCCAACGUACGUCCCUUUUUCUUAGAGACAACCUUUAAAAAAAAAGAUAAAUGUAAGUGAUAAAAAAAAUAGAUUAAAUAAAUAAUAAUAAUAAAAAAAAAUUAAACUUUUACCUUCUCGUAAAUCUGAUCCAUUUCAGGUGUGGAUAAUGUGACCGGUAUUCCAUCGGGGGACUGCUGGGUCAGCUGGGUUUGGCGGUCUUCAAUCCGAGCAACCACAUCGUUGUAGAUUUGUUCGGACCCAUGAUCUACAAAUUGCCCAGCCUUGUUCUUGUGGGUCCUCAUAUAGAUCCUUAAGAGACGGGAGAACAUUUAAGAAACAUUUUAAAAAGUUAUAAUAUAUUAAAAAAAUUAAUUAAUUAAAAUAUUUACCAUAUCCAAACGGACACCAAUGUGGGGUUUCUGACCCGUAGAGUGAAACAUCGGCCCGUUGCCAUGCCCAUCUUUCGUUAGACAGGAGGCGGAGCAAAUGUUGGAGACUUUAAUGGACGAUGGCAGGUUCCAAUAACGAAUGAGGCCAUCCCACACUUCCUUGGUGAGCUCAGCGGGUUUUCUCUGCUCAUAACCCUUCACGAUCCAAUCAUCAUUCCAGUUGGAUACCGUGGCUAACAAUCGACCUUUCGCCUUCCCGACAAACGCUUUUUUCACCCUCUCGUUCAUCCCUACGGACCAAUGAUAUUUUUGCUGUAACAGAACAAAUUAGAUUAAUAAUUAGUUUAAAAAUAAUAAAAAGUUGUAAUAAAAAAAAGUUUAUAUAAUUAAUAGUAACUUACAACGAAAUCAAUUUCCAGUUCGGAUGAGCGUCGGGGAAGUAGCCUUUGAUUGCCUUCGAACCCCAAAGCUGAAAAAACCAAAGUAAAAGUAUUUAAAUUAUUUAUUAUUGUUAUAAAAUAAUUGCACAAUAAAAAUGUAACGUACAACAAAGUUUUGUCCGGUUGGUCAGAAUCUAAGACUGGUAAACCUUCUCUGCAUGCCUGACGUAAUUUUACGAGGACUAAUUGUAGCAAACGAGAUCUUCACUAAUUUUAGAGAUUCCCACAAGUGAUGAUUUUAGUUUCUUCAGUUUCCACCUAUAACAAAUUCUGAGCUUUUGAGUAAAACAGAAUACUAAACAAAAGCCAGUUCCUCAAAGCCAUUAUCAUGUCUGCUUCAAGGUAAACCAUAUGCUUUUGUUCUACACUUUUGUGAAUUGAUGUACAUAUUGUAAAAUGAGUACGUGGGUAUGUAAAUAAAUCAGGUCUCAAGUUGUAAUUAACCCAUCUGACUGAAAAAAGUUUGUUUAUAUGUUAAUCAGGGACCCUUUGGUGGAUGCUCUUAGUAUGAAAGAGGGAAAUGGUGAACACAGUUACGAUACCAAUUCUCAUUAUCAGAGAAGUGUUUUCUCCGAGAUAGAACAUGUGGUGAUAGAGAGCUUCAUAGAAAUGUUAAUGAAUUUGGACUAUCUCGAAUACAUCAAAGUGGCUGGUUGUUCUUCUGGAAGAAACACGUUGUUUGCCAUGUCCGAGAUUGUCAACACGAUAAUACAAUCAUACCAUCAAAAAGGUCGACUCAACGCACCAGAGAUCGAGUGUUGUCUGAACGAUCUUCCACAUAACGACUUCAACACUACCUUCAAGUUGGUACCUUCCUUUCUAGAGAAGCUGAAGAUUGAGGUCAAAGGAAAGUGCUUCGUGUCAGGAGUCCCAAAAUCUUUCUAUUCAAGGCUGUUCCCAAGCAUGUCUCUUCAUCUUGCUCAUUCAUCUUUUAGUCUCCAUUGGCUUUCUAAGGUCCCUGAUGGUCUCGAGAACAACAAUACAAGCAUCCAUAUCAAUGAUACAUCCCCUCCAGAUGUCUACAAAAGUUAUUUGAAUCAGUUCAAGAAUGAUUUCUCGUUGUUCUUAAGAAUGCGUUCAGAAGAGAUAGUGCCUAAUGGGCAGAUGGUUCUCACGUUCGUGGGAAGAAAGGUUUCUGAUCCUUUAUCCAAAGAUUGUUUUCAGGUUUGGUCGUUGUUAUCCGAUUGCAUCCUUGAUCUAGUGUCCGAGGUACCCAAUCUCACUAACUUGCUUUCAUUCUUUAUAUUUUUAACUAUUGACAUCAAUGGAACUGCCUUAUAAAAAAUUUACUAUCAAACAUUUUUAAAAGUAUGGGUUUCCAACUAAAAUCAGUUGGAAAUAAAUACAAAUGCUCAUAUGUUUUAGAUAAUAUACUAUUGGUUAUCUUAUUUCACAUAUAAGAUUUAUAAGACAGCUUAGGGGUGGGCGUUCGGGUACCCAUUCGGGUUCGAUUCGGAUCUAUUUGGAUUUCGGGUUUUCGGGGUCAAAGAUUUCAGUCCCAUUC
This is a messenger RNA of Brassica napus (rape), 4502 nucleotides long. RefSeq names its product salicylate/benzoate carboxyl methyltransferase. The transcript has 2 exons. Gene Ontology annotation, molecular function: S-adenosylmethionine-dependent methyltransferase activity. NCBI's taxonomy places the organism in Eukaryota, Viridiplantae, Streptophyta, Magnoliopsida, Brassicales, Brassicaceae. The record is from RefSeq and is a predicted model, not a curated record. Bases 3470 to 4279 code for a protein of 269 amino acids. Gene Ontology annotation, biological process: methylation.